This is a messenger RNA of Penicillium samsonianum, 1026 nucleotides long. RefSeq lists its product as uncharacterized. NCBI's taxonomy places the organism in Eukaryota, Fungi, Ascomycota, Eurotiomycetes, Eurotiales, Aspergillaceae. The record is from RefSeq and is a predicted model, not a curated record. The transcript has 2 exons. The coding region runs from base 1 to 1026 and encodes 341 amino acids.
AUGAUGCCCAAUCCUCCUCAAGUGCUCAUCACCGGAGCCACCGGUUAUAUUGGAGGGGACGUCCUUCAAGCUAUUCUGCUCAAGUUUCCUCAACUAGAGCCUUUGAUAUGCUGUCUAGUGCGCAAGCCAGAGUACGGCGAGCGUCUCCAAUCCAUCUAUCCAUCUCUGAAGCUGGUGUAUGGAUGUUUCAGUGACACGUUGCUGCUGGAAGCCCUCGCUUCUGAGGUCGAUAUUGUUAUUCAUUGUGCCAAUAUUGAGGAUGUUUCGCCCACCCAAGCACUGGCUCGAGGGCUUGCGAAGCGGGAUCGUCCAGGCCCAGCAUUUUGGAUCUGUGCAUCCGGCACGGAUAUCCUUGCAUGGGAAACAAUCUUUCACGGUAGUUACGGAAAAACACGUGACAGAGUCUACAAUGACAUGGAAGGUGUUGGUGAGAUUCUCGCACUGCCGGACAAUGCCCCCCAUCGGGAAGUUGAGGCGGUACAGCAAGCUGCGGGGAGUGAUCGAGUUAAGGUGGCUAUUGUCUGUGCACCUUGCAUCUACGGACAGGGCCGAGGACACGGCAAUCAACGCAGCAUUCAACUACCAAAUUUAGCUCGUUCUAUUAUUGAAACCGGAAAAGCUUUCAUGGUUGGUCCCGGCCGCAACCGAUGGGCCAAUGUUCACAUACACGAUCUGAGCGAUUUGUUUGUUCGCCUGGCCGGCGAUGCCAUCGAUGGAGGAGGAAAGGCGACUUGGGGCUUAGAGGGUUACUACUUCGCAGAGAAUGGAGAACAUGUGUGGGGAGAGAUUGCUAAAAGCAUGGCGCAUGAAGCUCAAAAGCAAGGCCUAGUGGUAUCUCCGGAUGUGGUAUCGUGGACAGCUGAAGAGGCAGAUCAGCAUUUGGAAUACUGUGCUUUGUUCUACGGUACAGACUCUCGGUGCGAGGCCAGCCGCGCGCGACAAGUUCUCGGUUGGAACCCCAAGAUGCACAGUAUCGUCGAGGAGAUACCGGCAACAUUAGCCAUCGAAAAGAGGUCUGUGAAAUAA